AUGCUUCACUUGUGGCUGCUGAAAACGGCUCAGAAUCACCCACUGUUGGUGGAGCUCAAAAACGGGGAGACGUACAAUGGGCAUCUGGUGAGCUGCGACAACUGGAUGAACAUCAACUUGCGUGAGGUGAUCAGCAAGUCCAGGGACAGGGACAAAUUCUGGCUGAUGCCCGAGUGCUACAUCCGUGGCAGCACCAUCAAGUACCUGCACAUCCCCGAUGAGAUCACCGACACGGUCAAGGAGGAGGUGGUGGCCAAGGGCCGUGGCCGUGGGGGCCUGCAGCGGCAGAAGCAACAGAAGGGCCAUGGCACGGGGGGUGCCGGGCGAGGAGGGAUCCCAGGGACCAGCAGAGAUCAGCCAGAAAGGAGGCCGGGCAGAGAGGCGGGCAAACAGUGA
This is a messenger RNA of Eubalaena glacialis (North Atlantic right whale), 396 nucleotides long. RefSeq names its product U6 snRNA-associated Sm-like protein LSm4. Gene Ontology annotation, cellular component: U6 snRNP; P-body; spliceosomal tri-snRNP complex. The transcript has a single exon. The coding region runs from base 1 to 396 and encodes 131 amino acids. Gene Ontology annotation, molecular function: U6 snRNA binding. NCBI's taxonomy places the organism in Eukaryota, Metazoa, Chordata, Mammalia, Artiodactyla, Balaenidae. Gene Ontology annotation, biological process: nuclear-transcribed mRNA catabolic process; mRNA splicing, via spliceosome; P-body assembly. The record is from RefSeq and is a predicted model, not a curated record.